Messenger RNA from Tachysurus fulvidraco (yellow catfish), 1052 nucleotides. Its product is annotated as endoplasmic reticulum resident protein 27. NCBI's taxonomy places the organism in Eukaryota, Metazoa, Chordata, Actinopteri, Siluriformes, Bagridae. Gene Ontology annotation, biological process: protein folding; response to endoplasmic reticulum stress. The transcript is spliced from 7 exons. Gene Ontology annotation, cellular component: endoplasmic reticulum. The record is from RefSeq and is a predicted model, not a curated record. The coding region runs from base 31 to 1008 and encodes 325 amino acids.
UAAACUGUGCAGUUUUUAUCACACAGCACAAUGCCACAGAUGUCGCAGGUUUUGAGGGAGCGUGCAAUUGGCAUGCUGACUGCAGGAAUAUCCACCAGAGCUGUUGCCCAUGAAUUGAAUGCUCAUUUCUCUACCAUAAGCCGUCUCCCAAGGCAUUUCAGAGAAUUUGGCAGUACAUCCGAUCGGCCUCACAACCGUAGACCACGUGUAACCACACCAGACCAGGACUUCCACAUCCAGCAUCUUCACCGCCAAGAUCGUCUGAGAUCAGCCACCCGGACAGCUGCUGCAACAAUCGAGAUCGCCCUUCCCAGACUGACAGACAUCUCUGCAGCAGAAACCUUCAUCGACUCGGCUGAAGUUGUCAUCAUCGGGUUCUUUGAGGCUGAUGGACAGCUUGGAUUUAAUGAGUUUCUGGCUGCUGUUGAAGAGGUGAAGUCCCUUCCAGCCGCCCUGUGCAGUGAGAAGGCGGUGUGGGCUAAAUACAGCAUCGUAUCAGACACCAUUUCCGUCUUCAGGAAGGCAGAUUUGAAUCAGCAGAACCUAGAACCAGCAAAAGUGCAAAAUCUAGACAAGGACGGAGUUGUUCGUUUCUUCAUCAUUAACAAUGUCCGCUAUAUCACAGAAUACAAUCAAGUGUCUGCUGUAGGUCUGUUUCAGUCCAAAGUGAAGGUGCACCUCGUGCUCUUUGCCAACAGGGGGAGUGAUAAUUACAGUGAGCUGAAGGAGCAAGUCGGUUCUUUGGCUCCUCGUUACACUGGAAAGAUGCUGUUUGUGCUGAUAAAUGGGAAAGAUGAAGCCAACGCUCGAGCACUGGAAUACUUCAAACUGAAAUCACAUGACCUUCCACGCGUGGGCCUCUAUGAUGCCGAAUCAGACAAAACGUGGCUUAUGGGACCAGACGAGAUUUCUGUUGAGCGUGUGCAGAACUUCUGUGACUCCUUCCUCAGUGGAGAGCUACAGAAGGAAAAGGAGACUGGAGAACCUGAGCUUAAAUCUGAACUCUGAAUGUCACCAAACACACCUUUAUUAAAACUUUUUACAACACGUAA